Messenger RNA from Pimephales promelas (fathead minnow), 4622 nucleotides. RefSeq names its product potassium voltage-gated channel, KQT-like subfamily, member 4 (gene kcnq4). Gene Ontology annotation, cellular component: voltage-gated potassium channel complex; membrane. Gene Ontology annotation, molecular function: voltage-gated potassium channel activity. Gene Ontology annotation, biological process: potassium ion transmembrane transport. The record is from RefSeq and is a predicted model, not a curated record. NCBI's taxonomy places the organism in Eukaryota, Metazoa, Chordata, Actinopteri, Cypriniformes, Leuciscidae.
GUUACGCACUCUCUCCGUCCACAUCGUUGAGCGUCUUGGACUCUAUAAUAUGUCACGGACUUUUGGGACAAUCUUGAAAUGACCGAACUACAGGCACGACUUUGAAUUCAUCUCACACGGACCCGCUCCGCUCCUCCCCAAAGAACCGAAAUGAGCGUCGCGCGCCGGAGGGGGAAAACCGGGCAUGUCGUUUACUUCUAAACAUUUAUGCCUUGUUCUUAGACAGUAUUUGUCAGGAAACCUUGACUUAUGGAAUGCGUUCUGAUUUUUUAGUGCUUCAGGGUGUGUUUUAAAACUUUUGAGUAGCCUAAUUAAUGCGCACGUUAGUGUCUCGCCAUGAAGUGCUCAUGUUCCAGUUACGAUUUAAGAUGAAAAUUCAGCUGAAAUAUUCAUAUCAAUGUGGAGUUAUGGCGGUAUGGACGUAUCUUUGAUUAGUAAUAGCAACUCAAAUUAACUAAUAACAUACAGACGCGCUCUAUGAGGCUUUUCAAAUGUAUCACCUGAACACUUUUUGUUCACUUGCUGGUUAUCACGAGUUAAAGGGAUAUGAUAUUUUUACGUUUAAUUAGUAGCUAAUUGUGUUACAUGCCCUGAUACAAAUUUGGUAUUAUUUUUCUGAUUACAACAAUCACUUUUGUUUUGAAAAAUAUUUGAUAGUGUAAGUUUUGCAGUCUGCUUAAUCAAUUAUCGGUUUAGCGAUAAAAAAACAAAAACAAAUAAACAAUAGCGUCCAACGACGACAUUAUCGGGAACAGGAAACAAAAGUGUCUACAGGUAAAUUAAUAAAUUUUUUAUUGUUGUUUUCACAAAUUAUAGAAAAGUUGUUGGCUAUGUAAUAGACAUUAAUUCUUAAGUAUGAUGUGUUGAUACUGUUUUUCAAGAUUAGUGAAGAAUUAGAGAGAAUGAUGAGUUAAUGAUAUUCUUUGCAACUAAACAGGCUAUUUAAGAAACAACAUUAUUAUUAAAUUCACAGUUUAGAAUGUUUUUAAUAAUGCAUUAAUUUAGAUUAUAUACCCAAUAAUAAGCUAUGAUAAUAAUUGGGCUGUUAUUGUGUAAAACAUCAAAAAUUGGUUCUGAAUAUCAACUGUAGGACACUUAAUACAAAUAAUCAUUAUCGGUUGUUAAACUGUAUCGGUCGAUCUCUGCUGUAUAUGGUGCUCUAGUUUGCUUGUGUAAACACAAUAAUGUUGGGUAGUCCUUCCAAUAACGGAGGCAUUAGGAUGCUGGCCCCCCCUGGAUCCAACGAUGACAGGCGGGUUGAGUUUGUGGCUCUCACGGCUGUUCAUACGGAAAGAAGCGAACCGUCCAGCCCAGAGCGAGGACACCCGUCUCACCGCACCGGCUUACUGGGCACGCCACUGCCGGCGCCACCGGGCCCGAGGGCGACCCCUUCUGCCUCCAGCAAACGCUACAGAAAGUUGCAGAACUGCCUGUACAACGUGCUCGAAAGACCCAGAGGAUGGGCGUUCAUCUAUCACGCCUUCAUUUUUCUCCUAGUGUUCAGCUGUCUGGUGCUUUCUGUUUUCUCCACCAUUCCAGACCAUCAUAAAUAUGCCAACGAAGCACUCUUCAUCCUGGAGUUUGUGAUGAUCGUGGUUUUUGGGCUGGAGUAUUUCGUGAGGGUGUGGGCCGCCGGAUGCUGCUGCCGGUACAGAGGAUGGCAGGGCCGGCUACGGUUCGCCAGAAAACCCUUCUGUGUCAUAGACUUCAUUGUGUUUGUGGCGUCGCUGGCAGUGAUAGCAGCAGGCACACAGGGAAACAUCUUCGCCACAUCUGCUCUGCGCAGCAUGCGUUUUCUGCAGAUCUUGCGCAUGGUGCGCAUGGACCGCCGGGGAGGAACCUGGAAGCUGCUGGGCUCUGUGGUGUACGCUCACAGCAAGGAGCUGAUCACAGCCUGGUAUAUUGGCUUCCUCGUUCUGAUCUUUGCCUCCUUCUUGGUCUAUUUGGCUGAGAAGGAAGAAAACCAAGAGUUUUCAACUUAUGCUGACUCCCUCUGGUGGGGAACAAUCACCCUCACGACGAUCGGCUACGGUGACAAGACGCCGCGCACCUGGCAAGGUCGGCUUUUAGCGGCUUGCUUUGCCCUGCUGGGAGUGUCCUUCUUUGCCCUGCCCGCUGGCAUCCUGGGUUCGGGUUUUGCUCUGAAAGUACAGGAGCAGCACCGGCAGAAACACUUUGAGAAGAGAAGGACUCCCGCUGCCAACCUCAUACAGGCUGCAUGGCGUCUCUACUCUACAGAUGCUCAGCACUCAUAUCUCACAGCCACCUGGUAUUUCUAUGACAGUAUGCUGCCGUCCUUCAGAGAACUGACAUUACUGUUCAGUCACCUCCAACGGCAGCGUAGCACCAAGAAGGUUCUCCACAACUCCUACCACACCCUGCUGUCGGGGCUCCGGCCGUACAGCUCCCCCUACCUGUCGGGGGACAGUGGGAAGAUGGGCUUCCGGGACCGCAUUAGGAUGAACAAUUCCCGCUCCUCUCAGGCUAUCCGGAGCAAGGCUUCUCCUUUGCCCCCAGGUAAUGUACGGCGCUCGCCCAGCACGGAGAACGUUCCUGAAGCCACCAGCCCCGGCAAGGUCCAGAAAAGCUGGAGCUUCAAUGAUCGGACUCGAUUCCGUACAUCUCUCCGCCUAAAACCACGACCCGCUGCAGAUGUGGAAGGAGUAGGAGAAGAGCACACAGAGGACAAAUCUUACUGUGACGUUGCCAUGGAGGAUGUGAUUCCAGCAGUGAAGACCCUAAUUCGAGCCGUUAGGAUUCUGAAAUUCCUGGUGGCCAAGAGGAAGUUUAAGGAAACCCUGCGGCCAUACGAUGUGAAAGAUGUGAUCGAGCAGUAUUCAGCAGGACACCUCGAUAUGCUGGGCAGAAUCAAGAGCCUGCAGAUGAGGGUGGAUCAGAUCGUGGGCCGUGGUGCCAUUUCAUCAGAUAAAAAGGUGAGGUCUGAAAAAGGAGAGAAAACUCCUCCUGAACUGGAACAGAUGGACGAAUUAAGCAUGAUGGGGCGAGUGAUGAAAGUGGAGAAACAGGUGCAGUCCAUCGAAAAUAAGAUGGACCUGCUACUAAACUUCUACUCGCAGUGCCUAAAAAAGGGCUCGUCCCACUUCACCCUGUCGUCCCUGAUGGACCCAGACUUGACCUCCGACUACCACAGUCCGACUGAUCAACGUGACCUGUUCCCCUCAGCAAACACCCUUAAUAUCUCACACUCGGACAGUGGCAACAUGGAAUGACCCGACAAAUCCCCACACUAACCUUGCACAGUUCCUCCAAACAACUGCUGUAUCUCACAUGGGUUCCUCCUUUGCACAGUGGAUGCUGGCUUCUGGCCGACUUUUCUAGCGUACGCCUCGCAAACUACGCUCUUAUAUUUCACAAUGCUCGCAAAGUUUUUACUUUUGCGUGCCUGUAGUAACAGUCUCUCUCUUUUUAUUUCAUUCCACCUGAUUCAGGAAAGUUUUAGAGAAACAUCCUCACAAGACAUUAUUGAGGUUGUGUGUUGAACAUUUGAGUCUCUUUAUAUCAGUCUUCCAAAAUAGGAGGGGACAAAUAACUUGACUGGUACAAAACUGUCCCCUCCCAAGUUCCUUUUACCUUGAUGGUGUUUCUUUUUUGGAAAGCCAAUAUUGUUUCUUGGUUUUGUUGAGGGUUUGAUGAUCAAUAGACCCCCAGAACAGUUCUAUUUUUCUCUCUGUCUUUUUUCUAAGAAAUCAGGGCAUUGCGAAGUGAAUUUGAUUUUCGGGCUCUCCUUCUCGGCCUUAAACUUUGGCCCGAUGCAAUAGACUCCAUGUGCCACAAGCUUCUAAUGAAUGUACUGCAUCCAGUACUCUUCGAGAAAUCGGCAUCACAGAUUGCUGUAAAGAACAGCAUGAUGGACUUAUGGACAGUGUUUCCACCAAAGCAUCAUCUCCUGUCAUUUGCAUCCUGCAUGGUUCCUCUUGGCACUUCAGGAAGGAAGGAACUUGAAAACUUGAGGCUCUCAGGCUUCCUUCACACGUGACUUUGGCUUGUUGGGCUCCUCUCUUCUGACAUCACCCUGCCACUGCGUCCCCUCUCAGAAGCCCACCGUGCAAAAAACCAAGAACAUCAAAUAAAUAAGAAUAUUCUUUGAUUAAAUAGCCAGUGUUAAAGUGCAUGUUAAUAGUUUGAGUAGUUCAAGCUAGUUUGUUUAAGUUAGCUCUGUUGCUCUGGCCUUCUCUCCGAUCUCUUCAUUCUGCAUGUGCAUCAGUUCAAUAAGUAGGUCUUCUCCCCCAAUAUGACUCGCGAUCAGUUGAGAUUUAAAGGGAUAAUUCACUCAAAGAUGUACGAGGAACUAUUAUACUUAUACUUAAAUUAACUUUCUUUGGUGUGUGAUGUUAGUGUUUAAGCAUGAAAAGCUCUGCAAAGUUAUAAAGUCACUUCACAAAGUGUCGCUGUUUCUGAACUCCAUGAAACGCCUCCAUUGUAGUCUUGAGUUUUCUUCCGGGAACAAACACGUCACAAUAUCCCUCAUUUAAAUAAUUCCCGUUCCUAUGCAAAAUAAAGGGAUGGGGCCUGGUUGAGUUAGUUAGUAGUGUGUUGAAACUGGAGGUGCGUUCCUUUCGACCGUAAGUGGACUGCGAAGUGGACUUCACAGGGUAUUUCGC